UUUGUUUAAUUUAAUAUCCUAGACGAUGCAUUGGCAUUUAUUUAUUUUGGAAUUUUAUUUAUAGACAUAGCCUCUGACUAUUGAAAAUUGAUAGAAAAAAAUAGAAUUUAUGACUGAGUUACCUAACCUUUUUUUUAAACGUAAGUUUUUGUCGUAAUGUAAGCGGAGUCAAAUCCAAAACACUUAAAUCAUUAAAAUUUGUUCACCUGUUCUUGAGUUAAAGUGGUGUUACUGAUAUUUAUGUUACUACUUUGAUUUAGUUAUAGUACAGAUAACAUAAUACUAUAUUAGUAAAGAAUAUCGGGAUAAAAAGUUGCCUAUACGUUAUUCCAGUUGUCCAGCUAUCUACGUACCAAAUUUCAUUGCAACCGGUUCAGUAGUUUUUGCCUGAAAGAGAAACAAACACACACACAAAUCCUUACAAACUUUCGCAUUGAUAAAAUUAGUAGGAAUUAGGAUUAUUCAUGUCAAAGAUAUACCUAAUAUGUAGCUACUUAUAGCUUAAAUAGCUUUUUGUUUUACGUUUAUUAUACGUUCCUUUACUUUUAUAAAUAAACUUUUUUUUUGUUCUAAGCAGACGACCUUGUAUUAAGUUAUAAUAACAUUACAUAAUUAAAAUUAUUAAUCAACUAAAAGCAACAAACGACUUUACACCAUGCAUAUUUCCAAAAAUCUCCCGCUCAUCAGCUGUUGUAAAAAUAUGAAAUUACUGAGUCACCCCAGAAAUCCAAUGUUUAAAACCAGUGACCUUGAUAGCGCAGUCGCGAAAGGCACGCGCUGACGGUCUGUCUGAUUUUUCUCGUGCCAAUAAACAAACAUCGAUUAUUCAAUAAAUAAAAUGAACAUACAAUAAAUAACACAAACACUGUUUAAACUCAAACAUCUACACCAUUUAACUCAAAUGUAUUUUAAAAUAAAACGUGUAAUAUGUGAUUUAUAACACUUCUUGUUCAUUCAAGUGACGUUUUGACUUUGCGCUCAUGGCGCAUGCGUGGUAUAACCCUGUGAAAUUGGAGAGCUAUGCGAUUUCAACGAAGAUCGACCAUAAUAACCUCAAAUGUCGUAUGAAAAAGUGAGACGUUGGAAAAAUGUGACCAUGUGGCAAUUAAAAUGCGUAUGUUUAUUUCUCUGCGUUAUCGCGUUAUUGCAAAUAUACGCAGAAGUGUACCGGAAGACUGAGAGACUGUCGGACGAAACGAAAUUCAUCCUUCUAUGGACCCCGGAGGAAAUCGCUCCACUCUCUUUCUUCGGCCACGGGCAGAGAGCCUUCAUAACGAAGAACUGUUCUAUGAUCAACUGCUACGUCACCACAGACAGAAGUCUGUUCAGUGGAGACUUGACAAAAUUUCACGCGAUAGCAUUCAACGGACGAAAUAUUUUAAAUAUGCGCAGUUCCCAACUCCCGAAUCAGAGGACGCCUCAACAAAAAUACAUAUUUUUCAACAUGGAAUCGUCAGAAAACUAUCCGAUCUGUGCGCAGCACUUUGAUGAUUUCUUUAAUUGGACAUCAACUUACAGAUUGGAUUCAGAUCUUCCGUAUCCCUAUAUUCAGAUAAAAAAAUUAGACGGCCAAAUAGUUGGCCCCAAGAGGAAUAUGACAUGGGAAGAAACUCCUAGCUGCAUAAAUGAUGACUUGUACUACCGAAUACGGAAUAAAACUAAGGCGGUGGCGUGGUUCGUGUCAAAUUGUAAGAGCAAAAACAACAGGCUGGAGGUAGCAAAGGAGUUGCAAAAGGCUUUAUUGGUUUAUGGACAUACGGUAGACAUUUACGGGGGAUGUGGUACUUUAAAAUGUCCCAGGUCUACAGAGCAUGAUUGCAAUUCGUUUCUGGAGAGAGAUUAUUUCUUUUAUCUGUCGUUCGAGAACUCGUUUGCUGAAGAUUAUGUAACUGAAAAGGUGUUGACGGCGUUAUUGCAUGAUGUCGUGCCUAUCGUGUAUGGGGGUGCUGACUAUUCAAGAUUUCUUCCCCCCGGAUCGUAUCUAGACGCUCGCAACUCGACCCCGCAAGAUCUGGCAACAACCAUAGCCACUCUUAUAAAAGAUCCUAAAACUUACAGCCAUUACUUUAGAUGGAGGAAUAGUUACACAUACAGAGAUCCAGCUGUCACUGAUAAUGUGUGUGCGUUCUGUGAAGCCAUGAAUAACGAAGACAUGAUGACAUCGUAUUCAACAUAUAAGAAUUUUAGACGUUGGUGGAACCCUCACUAUGAAGAUAGGUGCAGAUAAUGACGUGUAAUAUAGACUGAUUGUUGAUAUAAUAUGAUUGCUUGUACAAUAAAGUGAUUUCAUAAUACG
Zerene cesonia (dogface butterfly) is the source of this 2296-nucleotide messenger RNA. Its product is annotated as alpha-(1,3)-fucosyltransferase C-like. The record is from RefSeq and is a predicted model, not a curated record. The coding region runs from base 1058 to 2227 and encodes 389 amino acids. Gene Ontology annotation, molecular function: alpha-(1->3)-fucosyltransferase activity. Gene Ontology annotation, cellular component: membrane. Lineage: Eukaryota; Metazoa; Arthropoda; Insecta; Lepidoptera; Pieridae. The transcript is spliced from 4 exons.